Messenger RNA from Eutrema salsugineum, 2352 nucleotides. RefSeq names its product cation/H(+) antiporter 2. The record is from RefSeq and is a predicted model, not a curated record. Lineage: Eukaryota; Viridiplantae; Streptophyta; Magnoliopsida; Brassicales; Brassicaceae. Bases 1 to 2352 code for a protein of 783 amino acids. Gene Ontology annotation, cellular component: membrane; endomembrane system. The transcript is spliced from 4 exons. Gene Ontology annotation, biological process: regulation of pH; proton transmembrane transport. Gene Ontology annotation, molecular function: antiporter activity.
AUGGAUCCAAAGCUGUUGUUUUGUUUGCCACAAGGAGAUGAAUUGUUUAAUCCCCUUAACACCAUGUUUAUUCAAAUGGCGUGCAUUCUCGUCUUCUCUCAAUUGUUCUAUCUCCUUCUUAAACCUUGUGGUCAAGCAGGUCCCGUUGCCCAGAUUCUUGCUGGGAUUGUGUUGAGUCCUGUUCUGCUCUCAAGGAUCCCAAAAGUGAAGGAAUUCUUUCUGCAGAAAAACGCAGCAGAUUACUACUCUUUCUUCUCGUUCGUUUUACGAACAUCUUUCAUGUUCUUGAUUGGUCUUGAAGUCGAUCUACAUUUCAUGAGACGAAAUUUCAAAAAAGCCGCCGCGAUAGCCUUUAGCUCCUUGGUAGCUUGCGGUCUCCUCAGCCUCGCUUCUUUAUUGUUGUUCAUCCCUUUGUUUCAAAUCAAAGAAGAUCGCUUUACGUUUUUCUUGGUUCUUCUCAUUAUCUUGUCCAACACGGCAUCUCCUGUGGUCCUCCGUUCAAUCGCUGAUUGGAAACUCAACACAUCUGAGAUCGGACGGCUGACAAUGUCCUGUUCUCUGUUCAUCGAAUUAACAAACGUCGUUAUCUACACAGUAGUCAUCGCGUCCAUCUCAGGAUCUAUGAUAGGUGAUCUCUUCCUAUUCAUUUUCGCGACUGGAGCCCUAAUCUUGCUCAACAGGUUUCUAGCUCCAUGGCUCCCAAAGAGGAACCCUAAAGAGAAAUACCUGUCAAAGGCUGAAACUUUAGUGUUUUUCAUCUUCCUUCUCAUCAUAGCUAUAACAAUAGAAUCCUACGAUGUCAAUUCUGCGGUUUGGGUUUUCGCCAUUGGCAUAAUGUUUCCAAGACAAGGAAAGACUCACAGAACGUUGAUUCAACGGCUUAGUUACCCGAUCCAUGAGUUUGUUCUCCCGGUUUACUUUGGUUACAUAGGAUUCCGAUUCAGCAUCACCGCGUUAACCAAACGCUAUUACCUCGGUCUUGUCAUUGUAGUGAUUCUAGCCUUAGCUGGGAAACUUAUUGGUGUAAUCAGCGCUUGUAUAUACCUGAAGAUCCCCAAGAAAUAUUGGCUUUUCUUACCAACCAUUCUCUCCGUUAAAGGCCAUGUGGGUCUCCUUCUUCUCGACGCAAACUUCUCCGAAAAGAAAUGGUGGACCACAACGAUUCAUGAUAUGAUGGUGGCUGCUUUAGUGAUCACGACGCUAGUAAGCGGUGUCCUUGCGUCCUUCUUGCUGAGAGCAAGAGAGAAAGACUUUGCUCACAAGAAAACAUCGCUUGAAUCUCACGACACAAACGAGGAACUACGCGUGUUAUCUUGCGUAUACGGAGUCCGACAUGCUCGUGGUGCGAUCUCUCUUGUCUCGACCAUGAGCGGAUCUCGUGGAGCCUCUAAGCCGUUCACGCCUCUGCUUAUGCACCUCGUACCACUCCCGAAGAAAAGAAAAUCGGAAUUGCUUUACCACGAGCACGAUGAGGAUGGAGGAAAUGUCAACGGGGAUGAUGAUUUCGGGACCAACGAAGGUUUAGAAAUCAACGAUUCCAUUGAUUCGUUUGCUAAAGACAGCAAGAUCUUGAUCCAACAGGUGAAACUCGUGACGCAGAUGCUUAACAUGCACGAAGAGAUCUGUAACGCAACAGAAGAUCUCCGAGUUUCGAUUGUAUUUCUUCCGUUUCAUAAACACCAGAGGAUCGAUGGGAAGACUACAAACGAUGGGGAAAUUUUCCGGCAGAUGAAUCGCAAUGUUCUAAGGCACGCUCCGUGUUCAAUCGGUAUAUUUGUGGACCGAAACAUAACCGGUUUUCAACAGCCACACGGGUUUGAUUCGGUACAGCAUGUUGCGGCAUUGUUCUUUGGUGGUCCUGAUGAUCGUGAGGCUCUAGCUCUGUGCAAGUGGCUCGCGAACAACACUCUGAUUCAUCUCACAGUCAUACAGUUCGUCUCAGAGGAUUCAAAGCCAGAGACUCCGGUUGGUAAUGCGACACCACGAGAUAAUAACGAGGUUUUUAUCGAGGUUCUUGGAAGAGAUCAAACUGAACAUGAAACAGAUCGGAGUUUCUUAGAAGAAUUCUAUAACAGAUUUGUGACAACGGGACAAGUGGGGUUCAUAGAGAAGCGUGUGAGCAACGGACCGCAUACACUGACGAUUCUAAGAGAGAUUGGAGAGAUGUAUUCACUCUUUGUGGUGGGAAAGAGCAGAGGAGACUGCCCUAUGACAGUGAGAAUGAAAGAUUGGGAAGAAUGUCCUGAGCUCGGAACUGUCGGUGAUUUCUUGGCUUCAUCUUUAGAUGUAAAUGCGUCUGUAUUAGUUGUUCAAAGACAAAGACAUUCACAUGAUAGCUUUAUAGAUGAUUAG